Molecule: messenger RNA, 1638 nt
Organism: Rosa rugosa (rugosa rose)
Lineage: Eukaryota; Viridiplantae; Streptophyta; Magnoliopsida; Rosales; Rosaceae
Exons: 5
Coding region: 24-1388 (454 amino acids)
Biological process (GO): amino acid metabolic process
Cellular component (GO): cytoplasm
Molecular function (GO): aminoacylase activity
Source: RefSeq, a predicted model, not a curated record
UUCCUCAGUCAGCCACUGCUGACAUGACACCUGAGAAGAAAAUGGAGCUCCUCCUCCUCCAUCUCUGCCUACUCUCUCUUCUCCUACUCUCAUCAACACCCAUCUCUGCAGAAGAAGAAGAAGACUCAUCACCCAUAAUCUCAAGGUUCCAAAAAUACCUCCAAAUCAACACGGCCCAUCCUAAGCCCCUGUACCAGGAAGCAGCCGAUUUCAUCCUCUCCGAGGCCAACUCCCUCUCCCUCGAUUCCCAGACCCUCGAGUUCGUCCCCGGCAAGCCCCUCGUCCUCCUCAAAUGGCCCGGCUCCGACCCUUCUCUCCCCUCCAUCCUCCUCAACUCCCACACCGACGUCGUCCCGGCCGAGCACGACAAGUGGGCCCACCAUCCCUUCUCGGCCCACGUCGACCCGAGUGGGAAAAUCUACGCCAGAGGCUCCCAGGACAUGAAGUGCGUCGGGCUUCAGUACCUGGAGGCCAUUCGACGGCUUAAGGCUUCUGGGUUUAAGCCCACUCGGACUGUUUACUUGUCUUUCGUUCCUGAUGAGGAGGUCGGUGGCCAUGAUGGCGCUGAGAAGUUUGCUGAAUCUGAUGUUUUCAAAGCCUUGAACGUUGGGAUAGUUCUCGAUGAAGGGUUGGCCUCGCCGAGUGAGCAUUAUAGGGCUUUCUAUGCGGAGAGGUGCCCGUGGUGGUUGAUCAUCAAGGCUACUGGAGCUCCUGGACAUGGGGCUAAGCUGUAUGACAAUACUGCUAUGGAGAAUCUAUUGAAGAGCAUUGAGAGUGUGAGGAGGUUCCGUGCUUCGCAGUUUGAUUUGGUGAAGGCGGGUUUGAAGGCUGAAGGGGAGGUCGUCUCGGUCAAUAUGGCAUUUUUGAAGGCUGGCACACCCAGUCCAACUGGUUUUGUCAUGAAUUUGCAGCCAUCUGAAGCAGAAGCUGGGUUUGAUAUUAGGGUCCCCCCAACCGCUGAUCAGGAGUCUUUGGAGAAACGGAUUGCUGAAGAAUGGGCGCCUUCUUCACGGAACAUGACAUUUAGGCUUGGGCAGUUCAAGCAGAAGGUUUCUGUGCUUGAUGAAUCUGGGAGGCCAGUCCUUACAGCAACUGACAGUUCAAACCCCUGGUGGGCCCUGCUAGAAGAAGCGGUCAAAAAAGCUGAUGGAAAACUUGGUAAACCUGAGAUUUUUCCUGCUUCAACAGAUGCUCGCUAUUUCCGGCUACAAGGCUUGCCAGCAAUUGGAUUCUCUCCUAUGGCUAACACUCCUAUUCUGCUCCAUGACCAUAACGAGUUUCUAAACAAAGAUGAAUACUUGAAAGGAAUCAAGAUUUAUGAAUCCAUUAUCAAAUCUUAUUCAUCUUAUGCUGAGCAUGCGACGGCGGGCUUGAGAGAUGAGUUGUAGAGGAGAAACAUGGUUGAAUCCUUUUUGCAAGAGGACAGCAUAGCGUUUUUGCUCUGUUGUAAUAUAUUUGGAGAUCAGAGAUGUUGUGUAAUACUGUAACAAUAAGAGGUGUGUAAUACUGUAACAAUAAGAGGGAAGCUGGGGGUUCACCUUUAACUAUGCACACGAUCUUUUUAUUGUAAGCUGGUUGGUGUUUUGGUAAAUAGACAUGGUUUUAGUAUAUAGAUUGAUCCCUCAUGGAAUUUCAGUU